Apis florea (little honeybee) is the source of this 1587-nucleotide messenger RNA. It is a transcript of the gene cv-2, whose product is annotated as crosveinless 2-secreting protein. Gene Ontology annotation, molecular function: BMP binding. Gene Ontology annotation, biological process: positive regulation of BMP signaling pathway. Lineage: Eukaryota; Metazoa; Arthropoda; Insecta; Hymenoptera; Apidae. The record is from RefSeq and is a predicted model, not a curated record. Gene Ontology annotation, cellular component: extracellular region.
UAUAUACGUGAUAUAAUGUACAUAGAAAGGAACGUAUGCAAAGGAUACAGUGUUUUCGUAGGAUGCCACGUGAACGGGCAAAUGGUGACGGCGGAUCGAUCGGUGACGACGACCGAGGAUCCAUGCGUUACUUGCAGAUGCAACGGUGCCCGGCUGACCUGUGCCAAGCAAGCUUGCCCCGUCCUCCAUUGCCUCGGCUCGAGGAUAGUCCACGAUCCCGGCGAGUGUUGUCCACGUUGCAGAGGUAGCGGGAGAUACUUGUCGCCGCCGAAAGGCGCGUGCACCCUUGGGACCAGCGUCUACAAUUCCGGCAAUCAAUUCUAUCUGGACCAAUGCACCCGUUGCACCUGCACCAACUCGACCGUGUCCUGCGUACGGGAGACUUGCCCGGUCCACGAUUGCCCGGCCGAGCACCAGAUCGCCCUACCGGGCCGUUGUUGCCCCCAGUGUCCCGAGGUCGAGGAGGUUCGGCCAUCUUGCACUUACGCAGGCAAAACUUACGGGGAUGGCGAAAGUUGGAAGCUUGACUCGUGCAAGGCAUGCGCUUGCAUGCAAGGUAAAGUACGGUGCGCGAUGCCCAUGUGCCCGCCGUUGAAUUUACCUUGCCCUCCGAACUCGAGGCUGGAACAUCCGGAGGGUCAGUGCUGCCCCCGCUGCGUGGAAAGUGACGGCGUGUGCACCGUUUUCGGUGAUCCCCAUUACCGCACGUUUGACGGUAAAUUUUAGUUCAAGGGAGCUUGCAAGUAUCAAUUGGCAAGCGAUUGCACGGGGCACACGUUCAGCAUUCGGGUUACCAACGAUGCAAGAUCGACCAGAUUCUCCGCUUGGACAAAGACGAUCGCCAUCAAGGUGGGUGACUCGAAGGUGAAUCUAGGACAAAAGAUGCGAGUGAAGGUGAACGGGAAGAAGGUGGAGAUACCGUAUCGCGUGGUUAACAAGCUGGACGUGAAUCGAACGGUGGACGGUAUAAUCGUGAGCACGCAUAUCGGAAUCAAAGUUCUUUGGGAUGGGAUCAGCUUUCUCGAGGUGUCCGCCCCGACUUCGUAUCGUGGACGCCUGUGCGGCCUCUGCGGCAACUUCAAUUCCCUGCCAAAGGACGACUUCACCAAUCGAAGGGGCAAAUUGUUGCAAGAUCCGCAACCGUUCGGUCAAUCGUGGCUGGUCGGGGCCAAGAAAAGUUGCGUCAGGCCAAAGUCGGUGGCGAACGUAGAUCGCGCCAGACGUUGCAGGGGAAGGAAGGAUCACAGGUUGUGCAACAGGUUGAGGUCGCAGAUUUUCGACGCUUGUCACAAGAAGGUGAAUCCGACCAUGUACUACAAGGCUUGUCUACAGGACAUGUGCGAAUGCCCGACCGAAAACUGCUACUGCGAAUCGUUCACCGCUUACGUCCACGAGUGUAAGAGGCUCGGCAUUCAACUGCCCCACUGGAGAAAAUCGACGAGAUGUCGAACCGGUUGGGACCAGUUCUCGGGAUCCGGCGCGUCCCUUGGUCUACGUUCCCUUGAUCGCUUACUUGGAGUAUCGGGAAAAAAGAGGAAGGAGAGAUAGAGAGAUAGAGAGAGAGAGAGAGAGAGAGAGAGAGAGAGA